Molecule: messenger RNA, 1219 nt
Organism: Blastocystis hominis
Lineage: Eukaryota; Bigyra; Opalinata; Blastocystidae
Exons: 3
Coding region: 287-1219 (310 amino acids)
Biological process (GO): protein targeting to vacuole; protein transport to vacuole involved in ubiquitin-dependent protein catabolic process via the multivesicular body sorting pathway
Cellular component (GO): ESCRT-0 complex
Molecular function (GO): phosphatidylinositol-3-phosphate binding; metal ion binding; ubiquitin binding
Source: RefSeq, a predicted model, not a curated record
GAGCGUAUGUUCCUACUGUUCUCCUUACGUAUCUCCAAUUCCCUAUCUGGGAAAGUACAAUCAACAUCGUGUUUGCAAGAGCUGCGUUCUCUGUUAUUCCAAUUGUUUGCCAGACUUCCGGAAGAACUACGUGGCGAAUACAAAGCCGCUGUCUCCUAGUUUGAAGUCGUACGCGACGUUUGCAGAAUCAAAGUGCUGUGGCGACAUCUACAACCAUCAUCUACAUCCGAUCGAAAGACGAAGUGAUUUUGGCUAUUCAUCGUACAGCAAAGUUGGCGAAUAUCGAAUGACCCCUCUUUGGGUUCCUGAUUCGAUGUCUGCGCGCUGUUCUGAUUGUGGUUGUUCCUUUUCCCUAUUUAAGCGUCGCCAUCACUGCCGUUUGUGCGGCCGCGUGUUUUGCAAAGCGUGUUCUUCCCUCCAAGCCGAUCUCUCCGCCUACGGCUAUCCUCACUCCAAAAUGGGUCUCCAACGCGUCUGUCACGCCUGCCACGCCCUCCUCGCGCAGCCCUCCUCUCCCUGGAGCCGCCUCCCCUUCGCCAGUCAAGUUUUAAUCGCCUCGUUUCUCCCUUUGGACUCCGUUUCCGCGCUUUCCCAAGUCGACCGCGAAACGCACCGGCGUUUCACCUCCCGCGACUUCGACCAGAGCUUCUGGAAGUUCCUCUGCACGGCGGAAUCCUCGCUUCGCGAGCUGCUCGACCAGUCCAACUCGCUGCGUCUGGGCGUUCCGGCGAAGGAGGGCCAGACGAGCGUGCAUCUGAGCAUCCGCACGGUGCGCACGGCCAAAGAGGACGAGGAGGACAAGAGCGUCUUCCGCUGCACCGAUGGCUGCCGAUGGCGCCUCGAGUUCGCCGAGAAAACCGCGAUUCCGGGCAGUCUGCACGCGGCGUUGUUCUUCGUGCGGUAUUCCGUCGUGUCGCUGCGCAUCGCCGCGCUGCGGCAGCUGCGGCAGCAGAGCGUGCAGCAACCCGCGGUUAUCGCGCAGGCGGUGAAGCGGAAGGACGUGAUGGGCAGUCUGAUCCGCUGUCUGCAGUUCGGCAAUGCCCAGCUGGCUCGGAACCGCGCGAUCUCGCGAGAAAUCCUGGAGCUGAUGCUGGCGACCGCGGGGUGUCUGCUGAAUAUGACGCAAUCCUCGCGGGAAAUCUCGACGGUGUUCCGCGAGAGCGAAGGCAUCACCACGCUCAUCUCCAUCCUCCAGAACGAAGUCGUCAAUGCCCAGUAG